This is a messenger RNA of Miscanthus lutarioriparius, 792 nucleotides long. Lineage: Eukaryota; Viridiplantae; Streptophyta; Magnoliopsida; Poales; Poaceae. The record is from the annotation of a GenBank genome assembly.
AUGGCAAGUCGCGGACUUCUGACGACGGUAGUAGUGCUGCUGCUGCUGCAGCAUCAACCACUAGCCACCGCCGGCGGUGAAGCGGGGGCCACCGAAGAGCUCCAGUACCGUCGCCAUCGCCGUUUCCAUCACCACAGGGAGACGCCACAAACACCGACGGCGCCGGUACAACCGGUGCAGCCCGUGCAGCCACCGCCGCCACCACCGCCGCGUCGUUGCAACCGCACCUUCGGCCCGGAGGAAGCGCUGACGGUUGGCGGCGACGACUGCGUUCCAGUGCCGGCGCCGCCGGUGCCGCCUCCACGAGGCCGGUGCCCGCCCUGCACCUGCCCGGCCCCGAAGCAGCCGCAGCCGCAGCCGCCGCGCCCGUUCCCCGGCUGGCCCGUGCCACGGCCGUUGCCGGUUCCGGGCAGGGGCGGCAGCAACGCCCGCGCCGACAGCGGCACCAACAUCGACUGCGUGGCGCCUCUGGCGCCACUGACGGCCUGCGGGGAGUUCGUCGCGGGGAACCAGACGGACACGCCGAUGCCCACCAGCGCAUGCUGCUCCGCCCUCGCGGCGUUCCUCCGCACGUCCAGCGCCGCGGCGGCUGCCGGACGCGGCGACCACAUGCUGCGCUGCCUGUGCCCGGUCAUCCACGGCGACGUGAACAAGGUACUGCGCAAGCCAAAUGAUCCUGUCCGCAUGCUGUACUUGCCCAUCGCCUGCGGCGUCGUCCUGCCACCGCAGCUGCUCUAUAUCUGCUUCGCUGGGCAGGGGCAGCCAACGCCGGCGGUGGACUGUCAGCCCUGA